Entrophospora candida is the source of this 260-nucleotide messenger RNA. Lineage: Eukaryota; Fungi; Glomeromycota; Glomeromycetes; Entrophosporales; Entrophosporaceae. The record is from the annotation of a GenBank genome assembly.
UGGCAUCAGGAUAUGGGUAUAAUGGAGGUAUUGGAAGAUGUUUUAAUUUCUGGCAAGAAUUUCGUAAAUGUUAUGCAAUGGCAAAUCGACCAGAAGAUUGUAUAAUGGAGAAAGAAGAUUAUUUUGAAUCUCAAGAAUUAAAGAUGAUAGAAAAACGUAGAGAAGAAGAUCAAAUAGCAAAAAAGAAAUUAGAUUCUAAAACUGACGUGAAUCGUUUGGGAAUUGUAGAAGAAAAAAAUCAAGAAAAUAAAAGUUCAUGA